Molecule: messenger RNA, 1353 nt
Organism: Fraxinus pennsylvanica
Lineage: Eukaryota; Viridiplantae; Streptophyta; Magnoliopsida; Lamiales; Oleaceae
Source: the annotation of a GenBank genome assembly
AUGUUAACGAGUUAUCGCCGGAUGACUGCCGGUGCCAGUGCCGCCGCGAUGCCGGCGGCAAAUCCUCACAUUCCGCGUCGACACUCAGUAAUUCUGCAAAUGGACCGUCCACAGCUCCAGCUCCGAGGUAGAGUAGGAGGACACGGCGUUUUACGAUCGAGGAAUUGGGUAAUUGAGGCGGCGGUGGGGUCCAUGGGAGGAAGAGGAUUGAGAUCGACAGGCGAGGAGGAUGUGAAGAGGAAGGUCCAGCCACCAAAGUGUUGUUCGUGCGACCAUCAACAUCAGGAGGUUGUGGCGGUGGAGAAGAGUAUAGGCGGUGAUCGGAGGGUGGAGGUGGUGGUUGCGGCAGCGACGACGGUGGUGCUGGGCGUAGGCAAUCGGGUGCUCUACAAGCUUGCGUUAGUCCCUCUCAAGCACCAUCCAUUCUUUCUCGCUCAACUCGCCACUUUCGGGUAUAUAGUUGUAUACUUCUCUAUCUUGUAUCUCCGUUAUCAGGCUGGCAAAGUCACUGAUGAAAUGCUAUCUUUGCCCAAGUUUCCACUAAUUGCUGUAGGCCUCUUGGAGGCUCUUGCUGCUGCAUCUGGAAUGGCUGCAGGAGCUAUUCUUUCUGGUGCAGCAAUUCCUAUUCUAUCUCAGAGCUUUCUUGUUUGGCAACUUAUCCUGUCUUAUAUCCUUCUUGGGAGGAGAUAUAGUUUUAACCAGUUGUUUGGAUGCUUUCUUGUGGCAGUUGGAGUUAUCAUAACGGUGGCAAGUGGAUCUGGUGCCGAUUCUCUGAUGGGAGCUGGUAUCUUUUGGAGUCUGUUGAUGAUCAUUUCUUUCUUGUUACAAGCUGCUGAUACAGUCUUGAAGGAAAUAAUAUUUUUGGAUGCUGCUCAAAGAUUAAAGGGAGGCAGCGUGGAUCUAUUUGUUAUAAACUCUUUUGGAUCUGCUUAUCAGGCAGCUUUCAUAUGCCUCCUGAUACCCUUCUUAUCAAACUUAUGGGGUAUUCCAUUCAGUCAACUUCCAAAUUAUCUUAAAGAUGGUUCAGCCUGCUUUUUGAACAUUGGUACCGUGUCAAAGAGCUGUGAUGGUGCACCUUUACUGCCACUGCUCUUUAUUAUUGUGAAUAUGUGUUUCAAUGUUUCCUUGCUGCAUCUGCUCAAGAUCUCUUCUGCUGUGGUAUCUUGUCUAGCAUCAACAUUUUCAGUGCCAAUAUCUGUGUAUCUAUUCACGUUGCCUCUCCCUUAUCUUGGGGUUGCAUCCUCCCUACCACCUGGCUUUGUAGGAGGUGCCGUUGUCCUUGUUGUGGGUGUGCUUUUUUACACUUGGAGACCGUCAGAGAGUUCCAAAUGUGAUGCCUCUCUCGUGAGUUAG